CGGAAGUUCCGGGCCGAGGUCCUGGUUGCCAACGAGUCUCAUCAAGUGCGGCUGGAAACGGGGGACAUGGCGGCGUCUGGCCCAGCGCUAUGCCUUUUCGACGUGGACGGGACCCUGACCGCCCCGCGACAGAAAAUCACCAAGGAAAUGGACGGCUUUCUCCAAAACCUGAGACGGAAGAUCAAGAUUGGAGUGGUGGGCGGGUCCGACUUUGAGAAAGUGCAGGAGCAGCUGGGAAGUGACGUGGUUGAAAAAUAUGAUUAUGUGUUUCCAGAAAAUGGCCUGGUAGCAUACAAAGAUGGGAAACUCUUGUGUAAACAGAACAUUCAGGGUCACCUGGGGGAGGCCCUGAUCCAAGAUUUAAUCAACUACUGCCUGAGCUACAUUGCGAAAAUUAAGCUCCCGCGAAAGAGAGGCACUUUCAUUGAGUUCCGAAAUGGGAUGUUAAACGUGUCCCCCAUUGGAAGAAGCUGCAGCCAAGAAGAACGCAUGGAGUUUCACGAACUCGAUAAGAAAGAAAACAUAAGACAGAAGUUCGUAGCAGAUCUGCGGAAGGAGUUUGCAGGAAAAGGCAUCACGUUCUCCAUAGGAGGCCAGAUCAGCAUUGACGUCUUUCCUGAUGGAUGGGACAAGAGGUACUGCCUGGGACAUGUGGAAAAAGACGGCUAUAAGACCAUCUAUUUCUUCGGAGACAAAACCAUGCCGGGCGGGAACGACCACGAGAUCUUCACUGACCCGAGGACCGUGGGCUACACGGUGACAGCGCCCGAGGACACCCGCAGGAUCUGUGAAGAGCUGUUCUCCUAGCGCCCCCUCCUCCGAGGGAGGGCAGGGGUCCUGCCGACAGGCCUCCCUCAUAUGCCGGGCUCCCCACACGGUCCGGCCGCGGGUACCCCUGGCCCUGGCGAUGCCAGAAGCAGCCAGACUUGUCACAAACGGCCUGAAGGACCACCUCCGACCAGAUUUCGCCCCCAACCCCGAGCCUCAGACCCUGCAUACAUGCGAUCAUGGUACUUAACGGUUUUCUGGGGACACUUCCCCAUCAUCCUAGGAUGAUACAAAGAACGAAUGUGCCCAGCCCCUCCCUCUCGAUGGUCUCAUGCAAAGCGUACCAGGCGUUAAUGUCUGGACCCCCGGUGUCAGUACCACAAGGGGGAUUUGGUGGUGGCAAAGGACAGGAUGUUUACAGCUGUCCCACCCCAGGACUGAAGUUUAAAAUCACCUCCCGGAAGUGAAGCUCCUGCCCGAGGGUCACCUGGGGGGGGGGGGGGGCAUUGAACCAAGGGCUCCAUGGUGGCCGCUAAGUGACCGCUGACCCCAAGGGCCUCAUACCUCAGCUGGCCUGGGGCGCAGGGGAGCCUGGAUUCACUACACUCCGGGGAGCCACUGCUUCUCUGACUUUUCCAGUGCGAGGGGGACGGGAAAGGACAGGCGGUGCUGCCCCCACGUGCAGGCCCCGGGCUGGGCUGAGAGACACCAGCCCCUGGCACCCUACUUCUCCCUGCUGGGCCCGGCAGGCUCCCCAGGGGCCUUACUCACCUCGACUUUCUCAGGGAUCACAGAAGAGCCUGGAGGGUUCCCGGAACGCAAGCAGCCUGCUUCUCCGCAGAUCUCAUGAACCUGCAUGCCUGCUCCGGCCUCCCCCACACAGUGACCUGAGGGGUGGGAACAGCCUGGUGGUUGGGCCCGUGACCCUCACCCCUGCUUCAGACUUCAAGUGGAAGGCAGCCCCAGGGCCCAGCGGAACAGGCCCUUCCAGGGAAACAGUUCACAUGUCACCUUUUAGAACCUGGACGUGUCAGGACCCACAAACCCUCAGUCCACUCCAGUCCACGGCACGGCCUCUGCACAGGGCCCGCUGACCUGACCGGGCGUCUGCACACACACACACACACCCGCCAGGUGCUUUCAUCUCCACGGAAGCGGCUUCCGUCCAAGCCUGCUGGGGACCCCGAGGCCUGUCUCGGCACGGUCCGGUUGGGGGCAGUCUGCCCGCAUGACUACACAGGGUGACGUGGCACAGUGGUUCCCAGGACACAGCUACCCCGUGGCACCUUUUGUUGAAUUUUGCAAAUGAUAUUGUAAUGACCUUUCACAAUGAAAAGAAGCAAAUUAAAGUGAUUUUAUUGUUUCCUA
Molecule: messenger RNA, 2136 nt
Organism: Prionailurus viverrinus (fishing cat)
Lineage: Eukaryota; Metazoa; Chordata; Mammalia; Carnivora; Felidae
Gene: PMM2
Product: phosphomannomutase 2
Exons: 8
Coding region: 67-807 (246 amino acids)
Biological process (GO): mannose metabolic process; protein N-linked glycosylation; GDP-mannose biosynthetic process
Cellular component (GO): cytosol
Molecular function (GO): phosphomannomutase activity
Source: RefSeq, a predicted model, not a curated record